Acanthoscelides obtectus is the source of this 3593-nucleotide messenger RNA. The record is from the annotation of a GenBank genome assembly. Lineage: Eukaryota; Metazoa; Arthropoda; Insecta; Coleoptera; Chrysomelidae.
AGCAAAACUGUCGAAAAUUGAAAGUGUGACAUCGGCGACAUGCUGUGCUUGUCGUCCAUUUGGCCAAAUGAAUCACCGUCAAAAUUCUCCGUGGUAAUGUUUUUUAGGUACAUCUUCAAAUUCGUCGUACGAAACGACCUCUGAAUUGGAAUGACUUGAUGUCUAGACAGUCUGCAAAAGUGGCAACUGCAAGUAGCAGUGAGACAGUAGCAAAAAAUGGCAAUGCUGAAAAGGAAGGAACUGACAAAGGAAUUGAAACAGAGACAAAAACAACUGCGAAGGAAAAUGGUAACGUUAAGAAAAGUGGGCAACAAAUUGUGGCAGAGCGUUUUCCGGAGAAAGGCAACGAAUCUAUUCUUACUCUCACGAAGAUGGCAGAAGACAUGUCGCAAAUCCUGGAAAACCUAAACGUGAACCUGAGUAUGCUCAAGAAGAAGGAUGAUCUUGCUGACAUCGAACCAGAAUUGGAGAAUUUAAUUCAUAAAAAACAGUCGACACUCUUGCUAAGCCAACAAUCAGAACCUGUUAGGAAGACAGACAAUAAUCAGAACAAUCAAAAAAUAGAUAAAAACCCACAAGGGCAACAGAAAUGCAAGGAUCAAGCUGGUACUUCGACACCGAAAACUCUAAAUGUAAAAGGAAGGCCACAUAGCUCACCGCCUGUACUGAAAGCCCAGAAAACUCCAGUGCCUCGUCCACAUAGUCCGGUCCUAAACAAUGCUACAAAACUCAACGUGCCAGCAGGUGCUCAACACAGAAGCCGAAGUGCUGCUGGUAGAGAUGAAAGCAAGAGAUCAGGGAACGGUAAAAUUUCAACCACGAGCAUCAGAAGCCCUUCCCUAGGGAGCAGAAAUCGUCAGGUUGCCAGAAAGACAGACAAAUCGAGCAGCGUUGCAGUUGCACGAAAGGAAGAUCGCAGUCCCAUCGUGAACACGUCAGUGGGUUCCAGCGAUCAAAAUCUGCCAGUAUCGGUCAGGAGCAGUCCUGCCAGAGACCGGGGGAGUUCUUUCGCAUUCUUACAAGGAAUAAAGAACAUGCUUCCAAAUCCUUCCAAUUUCUUAGCAUCAGUAAGAGCACAUUCUGCGUCUAGAUCUAUGGACAGGGAAAGUUACAAUCCUCUAGGUUCAAUAAGAGAUGAAGUAAAAAUGGCUAUCAAGAAUAACAAAACGUUUACGAUAAAAGGUUCUUACCCUGGUGUCCGAAGAUCACUGUUGAAGAGAGGAUGGGUUGAAAAGAUACAUGUUGCUUACAGGUACGAAUUUAAGAUACUUAAAAUUUAAAUCUUCUCAACGCAGAAAUUUAAAUCUUAUAAGGCCAAAAGAAGAAACAUUUUACUUCAUAUACCGAUAUAACCACAAACGGUACAUAUAGAUACCUCGACCGGAUAGGAUGAACGUCAGUUCAAAGUCAGUUCUAAGAACAUUUUUAAAGUUUACAGGAGAUCGGCUGAGCAACGAGAUGAAAAAAUUCCAAAGCUACUCAGUUACUGAACUAGUUAGGUUACUGCACAAUAAGGACAUAUCUGAGAUCUGUAGAAGACUGAUAAAAUCCAAGUUGCUCAUAAACCAUCAAGUUGACCUGUAUUGGAGUACCAAUUAUGAACCAUUCAGAGAAUGUAGUGAUAAAGUGAAGCAAACUUUGAUCAAUCGGAUAAGAAGGGCUGAAUUUGCUUACACUAGCAAACAAGGUCUAUGCGAAGCCGCAAAACGCUCGUUUUGGUGCCAGAUCCCAGGAGUGGCUCAACUGAAUCAUCCUCGUUCUUACGCGUUGAUAAAAAAUACACACGGAGACACGGAGGAUUUCAUCGGGGAUUUCAACGUCACAGCUGCGAUGUCAAUGUUGAAAUGGGUGAAGAUCAACAGUGACAGUGGCCAAGUGAAAAUCGUUAGCCCAGCUGGGAAGAUACCUGUCAAGAUAUUCGAUUUUGCUGUAAUGGAGUGUUAUAAGUUCAUUAAAAAGUCAAGACAUGAAGAUAUCGACUUCGAUAUCGAGGAGGCGCUUAGUCACGAAUGGAGCGAAUUCUUAGAGCACUUCUACAAGCUGGUCCAUGUAGGAAAUCAUUUCAAAGCGGUAUCAUAUGUUGAAGAGGCUAACAUGGUGAGAAAGGCCAAUUAUAUCCUUGAACAACUAAAUACAUAUUGGCCGUAUCUGGACAUGGACGGUAUCAUGAAUAUUUGGAUCUUGAAGCCGACCAAUAGCAGUCAAGGAGUUGGAAUCCAUAUGUGCAGGACCUUAAAAUACGUUUUGGAUGUAAUCAAGAAAAACCCGAACAGGAGAUACGUUAUCCAAAAAUAUAUCGAACGUCCUCUUUUGAUCCAUAACACGAAAUUUGAUAUCAGGCAAUGGUUUUUGAUCAGCAGUCCAGUUCCUCUAACGAUUUGGUUUUACAAACAAUGUUACGUCAGAUUCAGCUCACAAACCUUUAACUUAAGGAAACUUCACGAAUCCAUCCAUCUGACCAAUAACUCAGUCCAAUGCAGGUACAACAAAAAUACUAGCAGAGAUAUCACGUUGCCGUGGUAUAACAUGUGGGACUGCAAUCAAUUCAAAAACUAUUUGUCAGACAUUGGCUUCCCUCAUGCUUUCGAAAAGAUCAUCUACCCUGGCAUGAAGCAAAGUAUAAUAGCGGCCAUUUUGUUGAAUGAAGAGAAAAUCGAGCCUCGCAAGAACAGCUUUGAGCUCUACGGGGCUGAUUUCAUGAUCACCGAAGACUUCAAACCGUGGCUUCUAGAGAUCAACUCUAGCCCUGCAUUAUAUGCUUCUACUCCUGUCACUGCCAAAAUGUGCCCUGUUGUACUCGAGGAUGUUAUUAAAGUGAUAGUCGACCACAGUAGAAACAACAACGCCAGCACCGGCCUGUUCGAGCUUGCGUACAAAGGCCAGUAAGAUGAGCCCGAAGCGCAGCCUACGUCGAAAUCUUUCACUCAUGAACCAGACCACUAAAGAACAUCCUGAACUGUAUCUGAACCGGAUCAGCAUAGCCAUGAAACAGAUGAUGGAGAAGAUGCUGGAGGUGUUGAAAGAGAAGAAGCAGAGGCGGAAGAAUAGGAAAAGUAAGGGCGUCGAGACCACUUACGUUAGAGCAGCUAUUGAUACACAGACCAGUUGUUGUGAAGCGAAGGAAAUUUUGCUGAACGAUAUUAAUUUGGAACUGUACCCGGAGAUGCAACGUCUUGCUGAGACGGAAAAACCAUCAACUGAGAUUAUGCAAAUAAUAAAUAAAUAAUAAUGAUUACGUUGUUUUAAAUGAGAUGUGCAGCCUACGUCGGAAUCUCUCACUCAUGAACCAGAUCCUAAACUGUAUUUGACCAGGAUCAGGGAUAGCAAUGACACAGGUGAUGGAGAUGUUAAAAGAAUAGACAGAAGAGUAAAGCGUCAAUACCACUUGCGUUAGAGAGGCUAUUGAUACACAGACCAUUUUGUUGUGAAGAAAGAGAAAUUGCACUGAAAGAUAUCAAUUUGGAACUGUACCCGAAGAUGCAAUGCCUUGUUGAAACCCAAAAACUAACUGAGAUAUAUACAAAAAAUAAAAAAUCAAUGGACAAUGUUGUUUUAUUAUUAUUAUCCAAACUUCCUUAUUAAAUAGACUGUAU